Molecule: messenger RNA, 3343 nt
Organism: Beta vulgaris subsp. vulgaris (sugar beet)
Lineage: Eukaryota; Viridiplantae; Streptophyta; Magnoliopsida; Caryophyllales; Amaranthaceae
Product: replication factor C subunit 1
Exons: 23
Coding region: 155-3085 (976 amino acids)
Biological process (GO): DNA replication; DNA repair
Cellular component (GO): nucleus; DNA replication factor C complex
Molecular function (GO): ATP hydrolysis activity; DNA clamp loader activity; DNA binding
Source: RefSeq, a predicted model, not a curated record
UGUCACUAUUCAGUGGUGUGUGUCUGUGUGAGAACUGAGAAUCUAGGCGCCCAACAGUUGAGAAGCGGGAAAAGCUUGUAACACACUACUCCCAAGUCCCAGAUUUUCUUGGGCAGGACAAUCUGAAACAGUUUAAUCUGCUUGCAUUACAGAUAUGUCAGAUAUUAGGAAAUGGUUUAUGAAGAAACAUGAUAAUGAUAAGGGUAGUGCCAAUGCUGCCAAGCCAGCCGCAACGAAGCCGGCUUCCGGAAAACCUUCUGCCGGUACUUCAGAAGCCCAGAAAGCGGGAGGUGAAGAAAGUGGCGGUAGAAGGAAAACAAGCAAAUAUUUCGAUAAAGAUCAACAGAAGUCUCAAACUGAAAAAGUGGAGGUGCCAGCCAAAAGGAAGACUCAGAAGGGAGAUGAGGAUACCCAUGUUAGUAUUAAACCUUCACCUGCAAAGAAGGUUCAGAAAGUAGAGGAGGAAGAUGAUGACGACGACUUUACUCCAAUUAGCACCAAAAAGAAGUCAGCUGAGGCUACGCCUAGCAAAAGACUUAAGGGAAAUUCAGGAAGGGGUAUUGCUAAGAAAGAAGUGGAUGCUGAAGAAAGUGAUGAGGAAAUGGAUGAGGACAAGGAGACGCAAACUCCUGUCAAAUCUGCUGGAAGGGGCCGUGGUAGGGGAACAGCAUCUGCCGCUGCUCCGAGUGGAAGAGGAAGGGGAGCUGGUGGACGGGGCGGAUUCAUGAACUUUGGCGAGAGAAAAGAUCCACCCCAUAAAGGAGAAAAGGAAGUUCCUGAAGGCACACCUGACUGUUUAGCUGGGCUGACUUUUGUAAUUUCUGGAACACUUGACAGUUUGGAAAGAGAAGAAGCAGAAGAUUUGAUCAAGAGACAUGGAGGUCGUGUGACAGGAUCUGUCAGCAAGAAGACGAAUUAUCUUUUAUGCGAUGAGGAUAUUGGGGGACGGAAAUCUGCUAAAGCGAAAGAAUUAGGAACAUCCUUUCUUACAGAGGAUGGUUUAUUCGAUAAGAUCCGUGCAUCCAACAAAUCAAAAACAUCUGCUCGAGACAAUUUAAAUAAACCAUCGGAAAGCACUCCAUCAUCAGCAGCAAAGAACAUUCAGCAGAAUGUAAAUGUGAAAAAAGCUGAGGGGGGAAGCUUUUCUGCCAACAAGGCUCCUAAGUCUUCAGCACAUCCUUCCCCUGCUAAGAAGAAGGAUCUUUCAAAGGAAGGUGCUUCCUCCACAUGGACAGAAAAAUACAGGCCCAAAGUUCCAAAUGAUAUAAUUGGCAAUCAGACAAUUGUUAAAGGUCUUCAUGAUUGGUUAUCAAAUUGGAAUGAGCAAUUUUUGCAUAAUAAAGGAAAAGGGAAAAAACAAAGCAAUUCUUCUGAGAAAAAGGCUGUCUUGAUGAGUGGAAAUCCGGGUAUAGGGAAAACUACUUCAGCAAAGUUAGUUAGUAAAAUGCUGGGGUGUGAAACAAUUGAGGUGAAUGCCAGUGAUAAUCGUGGAAAGGCUGAUUCGGUAAUUGGUAAGGGAAUUGGGGGAAGCACUGCAAAUUCCAUAAAGGAGCUUAUAAGUAAUAAGUUACUUCGUGAUAAUCCGCAUAGGUCAAAGCACCCCGAGACUGUUCUGAUUAUGGAUGAGGUUGAUGGCAUGUCGGCUGGUGAUAGAGGUGGGGUUGCAGACCUAAUUGCUAGCAUCAAGAUAUCCAAAAUCCCAAUUAUCUGCAUUUGUAAUGAUCGCUACAGUCAGAAACUGAAAAGUCUUACAAACUACUGUUUGCCGUAUAACUUCCGGAAGCCCACAAAACAACAGAUGGCGAAAAGGUUGUUGCAGAUUGCAAAUGCGGAAGGGCUUCAAGUGAAUGAGAUUGCUUUGGAAGAGCUGGCAGAGAGAUGUAAUGGAGAUAUGCGCAUGGCUGUGAACCAGCUGCAAUAUAUGAGCUUGUCUACUUCAGUUAUCAAAUAUGAUGAUAUUAGACAACGCCUUCUUAGCAGUGCUAAGGAUGAAGACAUUUCACCAUUUACUGCUGUGGAUAAGCUGUUUGGUUUUAAUGGUGGGAAGUUGAGGAUGGAUGAACGGAUUGACUUGAGCAUGAGUGACCUUGAUUUGGUUCCUCUUCUUAUCCAGGAAAAUUACAUUAAUUAUCGGCCAAGCUCUGUGGGGAAAGAUGAUAGUGGGAUGAAAAGAAUGAGCUGUCUUGCCCGUGUAGCUGAAUCAAUUGCUAAUGGAGAUAUUAUUAAUGUACAAAUCAGAAGAUACAGGCAGUGGCAGCUCUCUCUAAGUAGCUGUGUCUCUUCCUGCAUAAUUCCUGCCUCAUUGAUGCAUGGACAGAGGGAGACAUUAACACAGGGUGAAAGAAACUUCAAUAGAUUUGGUGGUUGGCUCGGGAAGAAUUCAACUAUGGGAAAGAAUUCAAGGAUCUUGGAGGAUCUUCAUGUCCAUAUGCUUGCAUCUAGAGACUCUUAUUUAGGGAGGGGAACUUUACGUCUUGAUUGCCUUACACUUCUUACUAAAAAAUUAACUGAACCACUUCGGGUUCUUCCCAAGGAGGAAGCUGCAAAAGAAGUUGUUGAAUUUAUGGAUGCUUACUCAUUAAGUAUGGACGACUAUGAGACGCUUAUGGAGUUGUCGAAAUUUCAGGGACACCCUACUCCAACAGAAGGUAUAUUGCCAGCAGUUAAAUCUGCUCUAACAAGGGCAUAUAAAGAAGGUAGCAGUUCGCGUGUGGUACGGACAGCAGACAUGAUAACCCUUCCUGGUUUUAAAAAGGCUCCAAAGAAGAGAAUUGCUGCUAUCUUAGAGCCUGUUGACGAAGUCGGCGAGGCAAAUGGCGACAUCGACGGGGAAAAUGAGGAAGAAAACACCGAAGAUGCAGAUGAUUUGGAGGAUUCUGACGGUGGGAAAAAAAUCAAGUUGGAUCUUGAGAGUAACCAUGCAAAAGGGAUCCAAGUACAAUUGGACUUGAAAAGUGUUGGAAGUUCUGGCACCAAAAAGACUCAAAAGGCCUCGACAGGAAGAGGCAAGGGAGGUGCUGCUGAGCCAGCAUCAGGAAAGAGAGGUGGUCGUGGAUCAAAAUCUGCUGCAAAGAGGAAGAGAUGAUCGCUGGACAGUAACAAAGUUUGAAGACUUUGCGAAUGUGCAGUUUUUUUCAUGUGUAAAUCGUGCUUCCUGUAUUUCUUUGCGAAUGUUCAGUCUCCUCUUAAUGCUGUAGCGUACGUAUCCUAUCAAAAUUUUGUCUAUAUGUGCUGAUAGGAUGAGUUGGUUCAGAAAUUGAAGGAGCAUAAUUUGAUCAUUCAGCUCCAAUUAAAACAGGAAAUGCUUAAUAGUGAUGCCGAGGUCCUUUCCUUUUGACUAAAA